GACAGUCUCGCUCCAACAACUAUCAUUGAUAUAUUGUUGUAGAAUUCGUUGAUACUAUUAUUUUCAUACGGAACUUGGUUUUUGUCUAGAAAAGAUUUUGAUUCCCUUUAUUAUAUUAAAAAUAUUACAUUUAUCAAUAAUACACAUUAAGAAUCAUAUAAUCAAUUUUGGUGUUUAUGAUACGAAUGUGCAUUUCACGCAGGCACAUCUUGGCUUUUAAUCGCUUUGUGGUCUAAAUAAUAAAAUGAAAUUUUACAUGAACUGUUUUUAUAUAAUGAUUUGUGUUUGAAAUAUUCUACAUUCAAUGACGAACUUCUAAAAGUAGAUAUAUAUAUGUUAAGAAUAAAUUAAGGUAGACUGGUUUCAUAUAUCAGGAUCGUAUGUUCUAGAACUUGUAGAUUAAGAAUGACUAGUGUCUUUCGUUAAGUCGGUGUAGUGAGAAUGGAAAGGUUGUCUCAUGAUUUAAAUCUGGCGCUCGAAGAGAGUAAUUGCGGCCGGCAGGAGAGGCGGAAGUUAGGGCUUCGUAGACGGACCCGCUCCGCAGGGAACCUGCCAGCCGCCGUCACAGUGAGCCUGGUUGAAGAUGGCAGUUCCAGUAGUCCACCUCAGGCUCCAUUGAUAACUCAACCUCUGUCAGACUCUGAUGACCCACAGUUAAACCUGCACAAGUCGACAAGUCUCAAAUCCAGACACUACUGUCAGAUAGGCAACUUUGAAUCAGAUUCAUUCAAUGAGAAUUUCUCACCAACCCGUCCAGCCAAUGCUCGAAGGAAACGAAAAUAUAAAAAGAUGCCUGUUGAAUAUGCAGAUGGAAAGACAUCACCUCCAAUUGAAAUAUUAAGUGUGACUACCGAGACUAAUGUUUUGCCAGCAACAAUAAUGUUACAAACCCAUGGUUUAUCAUCGCUAACACAUUUGAAUAAGCAUAAACCAGAAUCAAGAAAUGCUUUUUGCGGCAAGAGAAAAUGGUCACAUAGAGACAAAGGAGAUGGGUGUGAAAUGAGAGAAAGAUCAUUUAGUGGUGGUUGUUCUUCUAAGUCAACAUUUUUUACAAAGAAUGAUUUUAAAUGUAAGAAGUAUGAUAAUGAAAAGAAAAGAAAGGAUUCUGUUCUGCAACCUGGCAAAAUUGUACUCAAAUCGCACAAUGUAGAAGGUAUGAAGCCAUCCACAUUCACAAACACUCUUUCCUUACCUGGUAGCUCCAGUUUUAAUUUUGUUUACAAGAACUGCAAGAAUGGAACACCGACACUUGCUAAAAUGACAGGAUAUAAGAUCACCACUGAAUUACCACCAUUCUUUAAUCCUUCCACAAGUACUGGAAAGUAUCAGAGAAAAUUUAAAAUGCUCAAUAAAUCUCAUCCACCUAACUUUUUAAGAAAUCCUUUACAAUUUGAUGACUCGAAUAGCGGAAUGGACUGUGCUGGUAAUGAGUCCAGCUCAUUAAGCAGCAGCGACUCUGACGGAGUUGUGACAAAUGACAGUGAUAGAGAAGGCGAUGAUGAACUCACAGAUUGGCCCGGUAUAGAGGAGCUGAAAGUCUUCAAUAAAAGUCUUACAUUCAAGUCUUCGAAGUCUGUAAAUAAUAACUCUCCAAACUCUAUGAAUAAUAUGCCGCCGCCGAAGCGAUUAAAAAAGGAAAAGUUUCUGGUGAAAAGUGGUUGGGCUAGUUGUAAGAAUAGAUUCAAGAAGAAACGCCCCAAAGUUGACUCUGGAAAUGAUGACGACGCUAUGAUGUCUGACUCUAAAACUGUUGUCGAGUUUGAUGACGAAAUUGUUUUACCUAAAGAAAACAGAGACAUUCUUCAGCCACACUCAUCUUUUACUAGUUUUAGUGAUUUAAAAAAUGCUGGUGUUCUUGGUCAGAAUGCCAACGAAUCAUUUUUUCAAUCCUUUCAGGCUUUCCAAGAGAAAUCGGGCCAGCAGGAUGAGUUGUUUAGCCAGACGCCGCGUAGUAAUUUCUCUUUGCAGAAAACGUCAUCUAGUGACUUGAAUUUGAGUGAAAAGUCUCCGCAAAGUGAUCAUUAUUGCAGUGAACAUUCCAUGGGUAAUGGAGUGGUGACAGAAGUGAGAGAGAUAAGAGCUGGAUGUCGCCGUAUCCGCGAAGAGCGUCCAGGAUUUUUAAUACUGAGUGCAGCUAAUGAGCAGUUGUCCAAGUUUCUACAAGAUUCAUGUCAGACAGAGCUAAAGUUACCCAGUUUAAAUGACCCCGAAGAGAGGGAGAAAUUGGAAUCUUUAGCCAAAUUGUAUUCCCUAGAAUUGCAAGUUGAGAUGGGUCGUCCAGUUUUGAGGAAAACAAGUAAUACAAUGCAAGCGAUCCGUGUUGAGCAUUCAUAUCACAAUUUCCCGUCGGACCACAAGAGGCGGUGUUACGGCGACGAAGCAGAUUCGAGUCUCAGUCUCAGUGAUCAGAACUCGGUGACUUCCAUCAACGAUCUCGACGAAACGCCAGACUUGAUAUCAGAUGUGCGGAAGGCGGUCACAACUGAUCCAGCUGCCCAAGACUUGGUCGAUACAUUCUCACAUACGCUUGUUGAUAAGUCGUUAUUGCACCCAGGUGAUGUAGAUUAAUUUUUUUUUAUAUUUAUACUUAAAUUUAAGAAUAGUAUUAUAUGAGCGUUUUUUUUUAAAAUAUAGGUGUUGGUUGAACGAUUUUCUCCUAGUUUCAUCACAAUAUCUCAUGAGUGAACCACAACGAUGACAGGAGAAAUCGAAAUGUUAUUCUCUAUUGCUGUUAUUUAUAAAAAAAAAACCGUCAAACAUAUUUAGGUUGUUUACGUUAACAUGACAUGUACCACCAAAAUCUAAAGAAUAAACAAUGUGACUAAAAACAUUUACAUGACUCCUCUGUCCAGUCGGACUGCUACUGAAAAUUUGCCCUCACAAACGCAAACAGAGCAGAAUGUCUGUACAUGGUCACACACAUUAAAGUGAAAAAAUUGGAAGGGCGUGCCAUGUUUACGUAGUCAAAAUAAUAGUCUAAACUUAUUUUAGUUAUUAAGAAGUUUUUUUUUUCUUUUGAUAUAAAUACUUAAUUUAAAAUAAUGUUAUAAAAACACCUUCGUGUAGGUUUGAAAAAGUUUUUAGUUUGGGAAAUAGAUUAAAAAAAUUUUGUGCUAAAUGUUUCAGAAUGACCUUAUUUUUUUAAUAUCUAUACAUACAUUGUUCGACUCUGCGAACUAUUACUCUGAAGGUGUAACGGCGAUAUUGCAAUUAGUAACGCGAUACAAUGCGAUGAAUGUUGAAUUAUCAUUGUUUGUUAAUCGCGAUGGUUCAAUUCCAAUGGCCUACGUUAAAAUAACGCUCGUGUAAUAUGUAAAAUAAGCUCGAAACAAAAUUAUAAUUGUAUAUUUCGUUUGGAAUCUACGGUAACUAUGUUUUUAAGAAAGCGAAAGGAAAUAUUACAUAAUUAACGUUUCAGGGUAUCACGCGAUUGAUGUAUAAUAAUAUAGAGUAAGAAAGAGAGAGAGAAAGUAGACGAUUAUGGAAAGAGUUCUGCGUAUUUUAUAUAUUUCUGUAAUUUUUAUUAAUAAUAGUCGUUGUUUAGUGUAUUAUUAAGUGUAUUAUUACUGUAGUUGUUUAGCGCUACAGUGCAUUAGGAUAAAAUCGGUUUACUCUCUUAUUCAUAAAAAUUAAAAUCUAUAAACCUCUUAACUUUCGUAUGCUUUUAUACUACAGGCGUAUUUAUUAUUUUUAAAUGUCGUAAAUGCGUCAUUAUUUUGUUUUUCAUUUAAUAAUUUCUAUUACGCCCUGUUUUAUAGAUAAAACAUAUUUUUUGGAGACUAUUCUAGAAAAAAACAAAUCAAAAUAAACUUGUGUUUUGUCACUCUUUCAAAUUCAGAAAUUAGUAAAAAAGGUAGGAAAAAACAGUGGCUAUAAAAAGGUUUAUUUGACUUUUUUUUAUGAAUAAGAGGGAUAGUGUAUUAAUUUAUACAUAAGUGGAAAAGUCCAUUAAAUUUAAUGGUUAUAUCAUAAUUUAUAAUAUAGAAUGGAGUAACUUAGUGCAGCGAAGUCUACACAAAACUGUCAAGUUCGAUCUCAUCUAUUUAUAUUGUUGUUGAUGAACAUGUGUGCUUUUUGUUGAUGCGAAAUUUUCGUUUUUUUUUUGGAUAAUCACCAAAAUGUAUCCUAUAUUUUAGUGCUUAAGACUUAAUAUUAUAUGUGUUUAGAUGCUUUUUUUUUGUUGAAAUUAUAAAUUUCUUAUACUACUUUGGUGUUACAACGCCAUCUAGUGGUCAGAAUUGUACCUAACAUUUUUUAAUUAAAACAUUCAAUAACGGCUGAAUUACGUAACUCAUUUUCUAAUUCUCGUUUCAAAUAGAAUGAAACUAAGAGUUUUGAGAUUAUUAGUUGUAAACCGUAUCCAUUUUUAACUGAAGCUGCCGUAUGGUACGUCCUAAUCGCAAGUGUCAGUUUCAAUAAGAAUUUAUAGCAACUCUAUGAAAUAAAACAGCACAGAAGUUUUCUGAUAACAUAAAGCACCAUAAAGAAACAGUUUGAAUAGGUUGUCUGAAAGAGAUCGGUUUUAUUGAUAAGGCACUCGAUUGUUUUUUCUGUGUGAUAUAUUUCUUUUAAAGAAUUUUUUUUUAAGUAUUGGUCUAAUCUUUUAGGAGGGUAAAUUAUUGAUAACAUCAGGGCUAUAGUAUUUAAUGAUGAGUCUCAAAUGCAUUUUUGGAUCAUUACAAAGUAACAUGUGGGGAUGCAACUACAAAUGAGAUAGGCAGCCAUUUUUUUUAAUUGGUAACACUUGUUAUAAUUACCUACACAGUAGGCACUGUACAGACGUCAAAAUGGACUCAUUUAACGGUUAAAGAUACCUUAUUCACAAUUGUUAUAGUCAUAAAAAUUUACAUUCCAUUUAUAAUUGAGAAUGCUAAAACACAGAGGCAGUCUAUAUUUCGUCCUUCCAAAAUUCAUAUAAGAGUAUACAAAACUUACAUUUAAAAAUUGUAUUUAUAUUUAAAAAUAAAUCCUGAGCCAUGAUAUGGGAUUCGUAACAAAUUUUUACCAUAAAUAUAAAAUUGUGUAUA
Molecule: messenger RNA, 5027 nt
Organism: Galleria mellonella (greater wax moth)
Lineage: Eukaryota; Metazoa; Arthropoda; Insecta; Lepidoptera; Pyralidae
Exons: 5
Coding region: 442-2568 (708 amino acids)
Source: RefSeq, a predicted model, not a curated record